AUGAAGUUUUCACGUAUCGCGGUUCUCGGCGCGGCGACGCUCGCUGUCGCUCAACCUCACAACCACGUACACAAGCAUCCCGUCCGACAAAACGGAUCUCCUGUGGAAGGGCGCGAUGCGUAUACCACCACCACCGUCCCAGGAGCCGUCGUGACCGUGUAUGAACUGAAUGGAGAGUUCAUCCCAUGGGAUGAGGUGGAGGCUGGCAUUCGUAAUGGCAAAUACAUCCUUAAUGGGGACAAGGUCACUUCAAUCGCGGGCCCUAGCUCAGCCGCCACACCAACGCCGUCUUUUAGCCCACCCGCCGUAUUCCUGGAGAAGAAGCCGAGCAUCAACACAACUCCAGUUCCAGCCUAUGUUCCACAGUUACCGGCGACCUCCGCGACCCCGACCCCGACCCCGACCUCCAAUCCAACGCCUUCUUACCCGACGACCCCUGACACCCCCUCAGCCAACGGCAACAGCUCUGCCACCGUGCCUCCUGGUAUCGAUUCCGAUUUCCCCAGCGGCGAGGUCGACUGUAAUGACUUUGCGACCCUUGAGAAGUACGGAGCAGUUCCUGCCGACUACCUUGGACUGAACGGAUACACUGGUAUUCAGAUCACCCCAUCGUACAGCGUCGGUGCAGAUUCCAUCAGCUACAUUCAAACCGCCAUUGCAGGCCAAAACUGUGUCAAGAACUCCUUCUGCUCGUACGCCUGCCCCCCUGGCUACCAGAAGUCCCAAUGGCCAAUCGCCCAAGGAAAAACGGGUCAAUCCGUCGGUGGUCUGUACUGCAACAGCAACGGAAAGCUAGAGCUGACCCGACCUGAAUACAAGACUCUGUGCCAGAAAGGUGUUGGUGGGGUGGAAGCCACCAGUUCCUUGAAGAAGAAUGUCGCUGUCUGCCGUACUGAUUAUCCGGGGACCGAGAGUGAGACUGUCGGUGUUGAUGUUGGCCCGGGAAGUACUGUUCCCAUCACUUGUCCCGAUGCCAACACGUACUACGUAUGGCAAGGGAUGCCCACCACCGCGCAAUACUACAUCAACCCGUCGGGCUACUCUAAGGAGCAGGCGUGUCUGUGGGGUGAGGCCGGAAGCAAUAUCGGAAACUGGGCCCCGGUCAACAUGGGACUUGGAAGGAGCACCAGUGGCCAAACUUUCCUGUCACUCUUUCCCAAUAAGCCAACGAACCCCGACGGGGUCCUCGACUUCAACAUCAAGAUCACUGGGGAUGUCAAUGGCCAAUGUACAUACAUCGAUGGAAAGUUCUACAACAAUGGAAACGAAUCUCCGACUGGGUGCACCGUUGCAGUCACCGGUAAUGCCCUCGUGGAGUUCUAUUAG
Molecule: messenger RNA, 1326 nt
Organism: Drepanopeziza brunnea f. sp. 'multigermtubi' MB_m1
Lineage: Eukaryota; Fungi; Ascomycota; Leotiomycetes; Helotiales; Drepanopezizaceae
Biological process (GO): fungal-type cell wall organization
Cellular component (GO): fungal-type cell wall; cell surface
Source: RefSeq, a predicted model, not a curated record